Molecule: messenger RNA, 1087 nt
Organism: Hydractinia symbiolongicarpus
Lineage: Eukaryota; Metazoa; Cnidaria; Hydrozoa; Anthoathecata; Hydractiniidae
Exons: 2
Coding region: 135-887 (250 amino acids)
Source: RefSeq, a predicted model, not a curated record
AGCCGCCCGCAGAAUUCGAAAUUUUUUACAAAAUGGUAGUCGUUAUAACAUAAACAAGCGCAUUUACGAAUCAGUUUAUACUGGUUAUUUUGAUCAAAUUUUUUGUAGUGUUAGUCACACAUGUACAUUUGAAAAUGGGUGCAGGAGAUUCAAAACCUGAUGGCAUGAAUACCCCAGAGACUCCUCAUUUUGCUGAAUAUGCCAAAUUAUUUAACCUUACAGAAGACCCAAGAUCGCCAACUGGCUCAAGAACGCCAAUUUUAGUACAGAAUACCUUGAUUGAUCCACGUUCUCCAAAUAGUGACGCAGACAGAACACCAAUCUUUUCAAUUCCGGAGCCGAUAUCUCCAUUUGUCAGGUUCAAAUUGGACAAUCCUAUCUAUCAGGACUCGCCGCUUUCAAUCGAAAAAUCAGGUGCACCUACAAAAGAUGUUUGUAACAACGCUGUUGUUGAGGAAUUUGAAAACUUAGAAAUCGAAAAUAAAGAGGAUAAGAAAGAACAGAUUACGACAGACAACGAUGUAUCAUCUAGUGUUAACAAGGAAGAAGACGGCUUUAAAAUUAAGAAGCGAAGUAUUUCUAAGAAUUUAGGAAGAACAAAAGCAAAGCAGUCACUACUGAAAACAGCUCUGUUUCAACCGUAUAUGGAUAAAGAAAACAGUGUAGAACUUCCACAAAAACAAAGCCAAGAUUUAACCCCCAAAAGAGCAACUCCUUUACAGUCCAAAAACGACUUUGUCAUCGUAAACAAGAACAUUAUUAAGGACACGGAAAGCAGCGAGGAGAAAAUUUCCAGACAAAAACUAAAAGGAAGCCAAAAGAAUAAAUGUGGUUUGUCAACAAGAAAAAACUGGAUUGUUGCUGAUAAAGAAAAUGUUCUGUUUUAAUUCUCGUGAUAAUUUAAUCAGGGUUUAACCAUUUGUAGUAAUAUAAUUUCUUUUUAAAUAUGUGAGUUUGUAGAAUUGCGUUGUCCACUAGGUCAAUGCUACUACCAAUCGAAAACAUAAAGUCAAAUUUUUAUUGUAAUCUACUUGUAUAUUAUUCAGUGUGUAUUCAUGUUCUUCUUUCAAUUAAAUUACUUCUGAAA